Messenger RNA from Suillus paluster, 1636 nucleotides. RefSeq lists its product as uncharacterized. The record is from RefSeq and is a predicted model, not a curated record. The transcript is spliced from 4 exons. Lineage: Eukaryota; Fungi; Basidiomycota; Agaricomycetes; Boletales; Suillaceae. The coding region runs from base 374 to 1636 and encodes 420 amino acids.
AUUAUUUCGUGGGUUCAAGGCCUUAUAUAAAUCCCGUACCCUUGCCUACGUGCAGCCUGCAGGCCUGACGGUUAAUUUCAUCUUACCUCCUCAGACCUCUAGAUCUUUGUGAUCAACAACUAUCGGAUUAUCGAGAUGCAUCAUGCGCUACUCGUUCCGGACGUCCUCGGUCACAUCCUUGCAUACAUCAAAGCUGAUGUGCCAAUGAGUAACCGCACCUUCGCAGCACUAGCCAGAACCUGCAGUGCUCUCAGUGAAGCCUCGUUAGAUGCCCUCUGGAACGAGCUGUGUAGCCUGUACCCAUUAGUUUCGUGCAUCUACGAUACUAACAUGAAUAGGUUGAGCGACAAGCGCACAGCAGAAGCCGACACUGAUGCGGAAUCAGAUUUGUCUGUUUUCUACAACUCUCCCUGAUGAUCUGGGAGUGUUUCAUGUUCACCAGGUUCCCACUCCUUUCCUCCCUAAUCUCAACCACUUGGUUUGGACCCAUCAACUUGGUCCCGCGCUGGUUUGGCCCCUGCUCGGUCCACGCUUACAAUCUCUUCACAUACCAAGCAUUCAGUGGAACUCGAAAUCCACCCCGCUGUUCUUGUCUAAAAUCCGGGGACUUUGCCCGGAGCUUAGUUCACUGACAUUGCAAUUUUAUCUUUUGCCAGCAUGUCGAGCUGCAACCGAAAGCUCCAUAUCCCGAGUAAUUUGCUCUUGGAAGAAGCUUGAGGUAUUGGACUUGAGCCCCGCGGGUAGCGAAUGUAUUCUCAGCUUUCAUGUGCUGUCAUCUCUCAGAGUCCUCAGCUUGCGCAUUGACAACUCAUUUGAUCUGGAUCUGCCUGCAAAUUCGCUCUCAUUUCCAUUGUUGCACACUCUCCGAUUCCAAGCCAUCAGCCUGAGGACUGCCUAUUCUCUCCUUCAAGCGAUGAGGAGCUUGCCUAAAUCUGUGGAGAUUUCCCUUCUACUACACCAACCCGGGGAUUGCGGUCUUGAGCUCAUUCUGUGCGCUAUCGGUCAACAUACAUCAUGCAACAUUCUUGAAGAGUUGCGCAUGAAUAGGGACAUUAUCGUCAAUGACUUCAACGUGCUACGACCCCUUUUCCUUUGCUGCAACCUUCGUGUUUUGCGCAUGACGAUGACGCCACACUUCGUUGAUGAUGAUCUAUGCGCGGUGGCCUCUGCUUGGCCACAAUUGGAGAUACUUGAGUUGUUUGGCUACCACAUCCCAUACAUGACAAUUCCCUCCCUAGACCUCCCUACUGUGGAAGAACUCCUCCCAAUUCCCCUGCCUAGCAAUCGGAUUGCUAAAUUCACCUUCCACGGUCUCAUUUCGCUUCUAAGAUUGUGCCCCAAUCUUCGCUUCUUUAACCUGACUAUCGACGCCACCAAGCUGGAUGGACUGCAGGGUGAUAAACCAGGCGGCGGCGUUUGCAACCGACUGGUCAAACGUCCCCGACUCGUUGAUUCGCCCAUCAAUGACCCUGAAGCUGUUGCUCGCAUCCUCUUUGACAUACUUCCCGAACUCGAGACCGUUUGUGGGGAGGGCUUUGUUCCAGACAGGCUUGGCCACCAACCACUGUCUCCAGGAUGGGCCCGAGUUCAGGAAAUAAUACUCGCUUCUAAAGCAGCCAGGGGGCUUGCGACGUAG